Durusdinium trenchii is the source of this 468-nucleotide messenger RNA. The record is from the annotation of a GenBank genome assembly. Lineage: Eukaryota; Dinophyceae; Suessiales; Symbiodiniaceae.
AUGGCAGCGUUCUUUCUCAUUGCGGCAGUUCCUUUCUUGGUGGCAGCAGAUUCAAGGCCAGAAACUCUCUCCAGCUUUUUACGUGGCCAUCAGCAGACUGAAUGCACUGGAGAUGGCAGCAUGCCUUCGGUGUCAGGCACUCCCCUUUGCUGGGGAGGCGACCUUUUGGUUCAGACUUUCAACAUCAAGGUCAACAGCUACGAUGGCACCAGUGGAACCGUCGACAUGGAGAUGCGUGGCCCAACAAGCGGCCAAUGCACUGAGACCCCUUUUGAGAACAACAACAAUGAAAUCUCCCUUGGCGAGCAGCAUGAGUGUAGCUUGGGAGACUCCGAAUACACUGUGAAAUACUGCCCAGAUCAAGACAAAUUUGUCAUCAACAUUGUGAAGCCUUGGACGGUCGAAGUCACACUCAAAAGGCAGGAAUGUGGAGCUGCUGAUGAGAGGAAGAAGGAAAUCCUGCCGUGA